AGGAUGAGCAUCAAAAGUCAGGCAUAUCUGCUACCUUAGAGAAACCGGAUAGAACCCGUUAGGCUGUAAGCUGCUUCCACAUUUCCUUUUUUCUGCUUUUCACAUUUGGUAGUAUAUCCAUUGAUGCACACUGCGUGAUGAACCCAAAAAGAGAGUGCGUAUAUAUAGAGGGCAAUCUCCAUUGCCUUGCAGCCUCAUACAAAAUCAAGCUCACCAAGAGAUCAGCAGCAGCAGCAUUGAGCAGAGUGGGAUGGGCAGGAUCAAGUUCUUUGGCUGCCUCCUACUCUUCAUUUCUCUCCUCCUACCGAGCUUCACAGAUUCUCAAAUAUUAUUUCAGGGGUUCAAUUGGGAAUCAUGGAAAAAGCAAGGGGGAUGGUACAACUUCAUGAAAACUAAAGUUCCAGAGCUGGCUGCAUCUGGUUGUACGCAUGCAUGGCUCCCUCCAUCCGCUCAGUCUGUUUCACCUGAAGGAUACUUGCCAGGAAGGCUUUAUGAUCUCAACUCAUCGAAGUAUGGAAACCAAGAUGAAUUAAAAGCUCUCAUACGAGCCUUUCAUGACGAGGGGAUCCAAUGCAUAGCAGACAUUGUUAUAAACCAUAGAACAGCAGAGAAGAAAGAUGGGAGAGGAAUAUGGUGCAUCUUCGAAGGUGGAACUCCAGACAAUCGCCUUGAUUGGGGACCGCAUUUUAUUUGCAGUGAUGAUACUCAAUAUUCGGAUGGCACCGGAAAUCCCGACAGUGGAGAAGGCUACGAAGCUGCCCCGGACAUUGACCAUGUAAACCCACAAGUUCAAAGAGAGUUAUCGGAUUGGAUGAAUUGGAUGAAGACUGAGAUUGGGUUUGAUGGGUGGAGAUUUGACUUUUCCAAGGGAUAUUCUCCAAGUUUCACCAAGUUGUACAUGGCAAAUACCAUGCCAAAAUUUGCAGUAGGGGAAGUUUGGGACUCACUUUCUUAUGGAAGCGAUGGAAAACCAAACUACAAUCAGGAUGCUCAUCGACAAGCACUCGCAGGAUGGGUUCAAGCAGCUGGUGGCAGUGUGAUGGCAUUUGAUUUUACAACCAAGGGAAUACUCCAAACUGCAGUUGAAGGUGAGCUGUGGCGGUUGAAGGACUCAAAUGGAAGGCCUCCUGGGCUGAUUGGUUUGUUGCCUGCAAAUGCUGUGACUUUCAUAGAUAAUCAUGAUACAGGUUCCACUCAAAAGCUCUGGCCCUUCUCAGCUGACAAAGUCAUACAGGGCUAUGCUUAUAUCCUUACUCAUCCAGGGGUUCCAUCCAUUUUCUGGGACCACUUUUUCGAUUGGGGUUUGAAAGAGGAAAUUACCAAACUCAUUACAAUCAGAAAUAGGAACGGGAUCAAACCAAGUAGCAGUCUGCGUAUUCUAGUCUCUGAUCCAAAUCUUUAUCUAGCUGCAGUAGACGAGAAGCUCAUUACCAAGAUUGGGUCAACAUAUCAUGUGCCAACCAGCCUUGUCCCUUCAAACUUCCGAAUUGCUACUUCUGGGAAUGAUUAUUGUGUGUGGGAGAAAGCCAUGUAAUGCAGUCUUUAUCAUCUCCAAAAUGGAACACGUGAUAAGUGAAGUCAAGGCCUUCAAGGCCUCCAUCAUUGUGUCACGUUAUUAUGCAAUAAUAUACAUAAACAUCCAAAUUACAAUAUCAAUAAGUUAAUUAAUUAUGUAAUUACAGUCUAUUUUAC
Molecule: messenger RNA, 1692 nt
Organism: Malania oleifera
Lineage: Eukaryota; Viridiplantae; Streptophyta; Magnoliopsida; Santalales; Ximeniaceae
Product: alpha-amylase-like
Exons: 4
Coding region: 251-1534 (427 amino acids)
Biological process (GO): carbohydrate metabolic process
Molecular function (GO): calcium ion binding; alpha-amylase activity
Source: RefSeq, a predicted model, not a curated record